Acomys russatus (golden spiny mouse) is the source of this 867-nucleotide messenger RNA. RefSeq names its product zinc finger AN1-type containing 2B (gene Zfand2b). Bases 97 to 867 code for a protein of 256 amino acids. Lineage: Eukaryota; Metazoa; Chordata; Mammalia; Rodentia; Muridae. The record is from RefSeq and is a predicted model, not a curated record. The transcript is spliced from 9 exons. Gene Ontology annotation, biological process: protein targeting to ER; proteasome-mediated ubiquitin-dependent protein catabolic process. Gene Ontology annotation, cellular component: cytoplasm; endoplasmic reticulum. Gene Ontology annotation, molecular function: zinc ion binding.
UCGGAGUUGCUGGGUUGCGGACCGGACCCGUAGCAGGAGUCCACGGCACGCUCAGCGCUCGUUUCUUCUCCGCAGCAGGCCCUGCACGGCCGGGCGAUGGAGUUUCCGGACCUCGGGGCUCACUGUUCCGAGCCGAGCUGUCAGCGCUUGGAUUUUUUGCCACUCAAGUGCGAUGCCUGUUCGGGCAUCUUCUGCGCAGACCAUGUGGCCUACGCCCAGCAUCACUGUGGAUCAGCUUACCAAAAGGAUAUCCAGGUACCUGUGUGCCCCCUCUGUAAUGUGCCUGUGCCAGUGGCCAGAGGGGAGCCUCCUGACCGGGCUGUGGGAGAGCACAUUGACAGAGACUGUCGCUCUGAUCCCGCACAGCAAAAACGCAAGAUUUUCACCAAUAAGUGUGAACGUUCUGGCUGCCGGCAGCGCGAGAUGAUGAAACUGACCUGUGACCGCUGUGGCGGAAACUUCUGCAUCAAACACCGUCACCCACUGGACCAUGAUUGCUCUGGGGAGGGUCAUCUGACCAGCCGGGCAGGGCUUGCUGCUAUCUCCAGAGCACAAGGUCUGGCUUCUACAAGUACUGUCACCAGUCCAAGUAGGACCACACCUUCCUCUCCCAGCAGAGCUACAUCCCAGCUUCCACCCAGGACAUCCCCUCCAGUUAUUGCUUUGCAGAAUGGCUUGAGUGAGGAUGAGGCUUUGCAACGUGCCCUGGAACUAUCCCUUGCCGAGGCUAAACCCCAGGUCCCAAGUUCUCAGGAAGAAGAAGACUUGGCAUUAGCCCAGGCACUGUCAGCCAGUGAGGCAGAGUACCAGCAGCAGCAGCAGGCGCAGAGCCGCAGCUUGAAGCCGUCCAACUGCAGCCUGUGUUAG